GCGCGCAACCCCUGAGCUGGCUGGACGCCCCUCAGGCGGCCCCGGGCUUUGGAGGCCGCGGCGCCUGCGCGUUGAGUCGCUUCCGGGUUGUCCAGGCGCAGGCGCAGAGCCGGGUCUCCCCCUAAGCGUGCGGGACAGACCGGAGCGACCUGGGGCUGCUCUGCGGGUUCUCGAGGGCCUGUGUCUGCGUGCGAAGAUCGAGGCCGCGGUUCUCGUGCAGCUACAAUGCUGAAGAGAGUCACAAGGCUUAUCUUCAGGGUCCAUAAGCUGGACCCUCUACGUUACUUACAUACGGGAACUCAGACACCCCAACAUCUUGCUGCUUUGGACAACCUGGUUCGAGUGGAAAGACCCCAAACUAUUUCUCGAACCAGUGAGAGUGACCCGGCCAAGCAUGGGGAACAGCAUGAAGGUCAGCACUACAGCAUCACCCCCCAGGAUCUGAAGACUGUAUUUCCCCAUGGCCUUCCUCCACGCUUUGCAAAGCAGGUAAAGACAUUCAAUGAAGCGUGCCUCAUGGUAAGAAGCCCAGCCUUGGAACUUAUACACUAUCUGAAAAACACUAAUUUUGCCCACCCAGCUGUGCGCUACAUUUUCUAUGGGGAGAAAGGAACAGGAAAAACGCUCAGCCUCUGCCAUGUCAUUCAUUUCUGUGCAAAGCAAGACUGGCUGAUUUUGCAUAUUCCAGACGCUCAUCUCUGGGUGAAGAACUGCCAGGACCUCCUACAAUCCACCUACAACAAAGCACGUUUUGAUCAGCCACUGGAGGCUUCAAACUGGCUCAAGAAUUUCAAAGCUACAAAUGAGCGUUACCUCAGUCAGAUAAAAGUUCAAGAGAAAUAUGUCUGGAACAAGCGAGAGAGCACGGAGAAAGGCCAGCCUCUGGGAGAUGUGGUCGAGCAGGGCAUCACACGGGUGAGGAACGCCACCGAUGCCGUCGGGGUGGUGUUCAAAGAACUGAAGAAACAAAGUGCUCUGGGCCUCUUUCGCCUGCUGGUGGCAGUGGAUGGAGCCAACGCACUCUGGGGCAGGACCACACUGAAAAGAGAAGACAAAACCCCGAUUGUCCCAGAAGAACUAGCACUUAUUCACAACAUGAGGAAGAUGGUGAAGAAUGACUGGCACGGAGGUGCAGUGGUGUUGUCUUUGAGCCACACGGGCUCUCUCUUCAAGCCCCGGAAUGCCUAUCUGCCCCAAGAACUGCUGGGAAAGGAAGGAUUUGAUGCCCUGGAUCCAUUUAUUCCCAUCUUGGUUACCAACUACAACCCAAAGGAAUUUGAAAGUUGUGUUCAGUAUUACCUGGAGAACAAUUGGCUUCAGCAUGAAAAAGCGCCUACAGAGGCAGGAAAGAAGGAGCUGCAGUUUCUGACUAACAGGAAUCCCGAUCAGCUGGAGCGGCUCUGUGCCCACCUCUGAGCAGACACAGGGAGCAAGGAAGGUGCUGCUGGGCAGGGACCCCGCCUGGAGCACAGCCGCUGUCAGCUCAUCUCCCCAGCUCUGGAAAACCGGGAGUCAGACAGCUUCGUCAUGCUGAGACUCACUGCAGUUUGUACAGAUGGUUUCCACAUUUCAAGUCACCAUGGAUCUUUUAAAAAGGACUAAUUGUGGGGCUGGAGAGACAGUACGUGAGUGACAGCUCUUACCUUGAAUACUGCUGACCCCGGUUCAGUCGCCAU
This is a messenger RNA of Suncus etruscus (white-toothed pygmy shrew), 1676 nucleotides long. It is a transcript of the gene DAP3, whose product is annotated as death associated protein 3. Gene Ontology annotation, cellular component: mitochondrial small ribosomal subunit; mitochondrial ribosome. NCBI's taxonomy places the organism in Eukaryota, Metazoa, Chordata, Mammalia, Eulipotyphla, Soricidae. Gene Ontology annotation, biological process: apoptotic process. Gene Ontology annotation, molecular function: structural constituent of ribosome. The transcript is spliced from 13 exons. The record is from RefSeq and is a predicted model, not a curated record. Bases 226 to 1416 code for a protein of 396 amino acids.